AUGGGUACCCAGACACCCAAAGCUGCAGGCAGCAACCCUUCUACCCUCAGGGCCACCGAACACACUUACGCUGUGCGACCAGCUGUAGAGAGAAAGAGGACUGCAUCGGUAUCGUCAUGGCAUGGGUCACUCACCAGUCGCGAGGCACCAGCACCACCAGAAGAAAGGCAUCAUACUGGACACGACAAGAGGCGGAGGGAGCAGUACGCUGUGAAGUCUACGCAAUCACCAUCGAACUCGCCACCACGAACUCCAGACAUACCGGAACAGCUAGCCGAGUUGAUCAUCACUAUGAUCCCUGGGUCUGAAGGGGAGGAGCUAGCUGAGGCAUUUCGCGAAGGAUCAGACACACCACCCAUCACACGACAGUCACUGAGCGAGCUCGACAUCCAAAAUAUCAUCACGAACAUCAAAUUACGGCACGACGUCAACUUUGACCGCGAUCUGAGCUUCCGACCAAACCUCGACGGGGCAAAGGGGCAAGAGAAGGUCAAGUCAGCACAGCGGUACUGGAGGGCCUUGGUGGCAGAGCUAGAACUGUACAAUCGACUAUUCCGAGGAACACCACCACUGGAAGGGAUGGAUACUAGCGACUGGUCGACCAUUGUUCGUCACGCCGAGCGACGUAUCCCAAAAAUCUUCCAGACUAUCCGAGAUGUGCUGAAGAGUCUGGUACCCGACCGCGACCACUCAAGGGUAGAUGAGCAUCUAGAUGUGGCGAUGCUGAUGCAACAGAUCGAGAGGGGGGUCUGUGAUCUUGUAGGCUUGUCUGAGUGGAUGUCAUGCCUACUAAAAGAACAUUGCGCGCCGAUGAGGGACGAAUGGGUCGACAAGAUGGUCUCCUACACCAGGACGGGUGUAACGCAGAACAAGCCAGAGAGCAUUGUCAAAGGAUUAUGUGAACUGUUGGGAAUACUGGAGUCCAUGAAGCUGGACGUCGCCAACCACCAGAUUCGGAACCUCAAGACUCUACUAAUCGAGGAUACAGUCAACUUCGAGACACACUAUCACCUGGAUCGACUUGUCAACGGUCGAGCACGGGUCAACAUCCAAACUGCACAGAAGUGGUAUUACUGUGCAACAAAAGAGUUCAGCCCACUCUGCAGUAACGAGCGCGGCUCUUCACGUCUGAACCUUGAGGUGUUUGUUCGUGGUGUCACAGCUACGUUGUUCGGGAAAGAUGGUCGAUCUGAUUUCCCAGAAGCCAUGUACCUCGACACAGACCGACUGCAGAUCAUUAAAGCAGAGAUCGAAGAUCACAUCUUCUUCGAGGUUUGCCUGAAUAUGUUCGCAACCCUUCUCAAGCAAUUCGGGUACCAAGGGCCAAGCUUGUCGACCACACGCCAGCAACUUGUGUCCUCACUCACAGCAAUCAUGGGCGAAUCAAGCAUUGGCUACGGACCGCACCAGUGGAUGGCCAACUCUGAAGCCUUGUCACUGGAGAUCCUUAGGCAAGCUUCCACCCUUGCCGGCCGAGUCACAACAUACGAUUACAACAAUUUGUCAAGCGCAAAUCAACAUCUGCGCCAUCUGUUUUUUAGCACCUUCACGACCCAAGCUCGGAACCUCGAGGCUGCUGUACUGCCCAUCAUCCUGGCUACGAUUGAGAAAUACAACAAUUCGUCACCUAUGGAGCUGUUCAACAACCUCGUCCCUACCACAACAUCUGCAACGCUUCCAUCCGCGCACCACGUACAGUCCGCUACUACUGCCGAUACGUUUUCCUCUCGUCACCUUCUCCACCCAGAUACUUGCAAGCUUUCGGACAUCACAAACCGUAUCUCUCACAUUAUGAUCCUGCAUUGGCGCGUUUGGACUAAGAUUGCUUACGUGCAAGACGACACAAUCGCACCACACUCUGCAACAAUUUCGGCUUCUCAGGCCCCUGAAGCCCACGUCCCGUCCCGUAUGAAGACUGGCGAGACAGCAGAGACUUACGAAGAAGCACCUGCUGCUCACGAAACACCUUCGCAGUAA
This is a messenger RNA of Macroventuria anomochaeta, 1977 nucleotides long. RefSeq lists its product as uncharacterized. The coding region runs from base 1 to 1977 and encodes 658 amino acids. The transcript is spliced from 2 exons. NCBI's taxonomy places the organism in Eukaryota, Fungi, Ascomycota, Dothideomycetes, Pleosporales, Didymellaceae. The record is from RefSeq and is a predicted model, not a curated record.